AUGACUCGUUAUGGCCGACGAUUUGACAGCAAGACCUUUAAGCGUUCACGGGACCGAUCGCGCUCCCGCGCUCGAUCAAACGAGCGAUCUACCACGAGCGAAACUAGAGAUCGAAAGCACUGGCGCCCAAAAUCGCCGCCAAAUCGUAACCGCAGGCAGAGACGCGAGCGCAGUGUCUCCGUAUCUUCGUCGUCUUCGGACAGGAGCAGAUUGUCUUCAUCAGACUCAAGUGAUAGCAGCAGAAAGAAAAGGAUCAGAUCGGAAUGCCUAAAAUUGAAAAAGAAGCAUGGCAAAAAUGAAGAUAAAAGGCAUCACCGCGAAUCCAGCUCGAAGAAACCCAAGAAAAAGAAGAAGCAUAAACAGGGUCAUCGCAGAUAUCGAAAUGAGUACGAUAAGAACGAAGAUUCAUCAUCAGACUCGGACACCAUUCGCAGUGCGAUCUCAGGAAAAAAAAUCAAGCGCAAAUUGGUUCGAUCGGCCGCUGAUUUACAGAGUCAAAAGAGUCGUCAAAAAUUGCUGCAAUUUUACAACGGCAUGUUUGACUAA
This is a messenger RNA of Plasmopara halstedii, 546 nucleotides long. RefSeq lists its product as uncharacterized. The coding region runs from base 1 to 546 and encodes 181 amino acids. NCBI's taxonomy places the organism in Eukaryota, Oomycota, Peronosporomycetes, Peronosporales, Peronosporaceae. The transcript has 3 exons. The record is from RefSeq and is a predicted model, not a curated record.